GAGGUUGCGACUGACCCCCUUUAACUGCAAGCACGCUCCUGGAAAGAGCGCGGAUGAAUUGAUAUCUCUGCCUAGCGCCUCAAGCGAGUCAGCCAACCGGACUGCGAGGGAUAAAGGUGGUUCUGAAUCGCUUCAAGAAGCGGAUGAACUUUAAAAGUCGUACUGCCGCUAAGGCAAUGUAAAAAGGCGAAGUUGUAUGGCAACCAUUUUGAUUAAGGGAGCAGGGGCUUUAAACAGUGCCAGAAGCUCUAGAGCCCACCUAUAUAACCCAACUACUCAGUCAUCCGUCUUGCCCCUUUUACAGUUGGUGGACUGUUUUCAGCUGCAAUUAUGACUGUUUUAGCGGUUCGUCGUUUUAAAACCGGGCGUCGUGCACCGACGUAUCGGGUAGUAAAGCCGUGAGCAGACAUCUUUAUUAACGUCAGUAGCAAGCAUCCUGACUCCAGUUUAUUGGUUGCUGCAGCGAGCUCGGGAAUGCCAUUUUGACCAAUCGCCUUGCGACGCCUUCCACUCUUCAGCCAUCUUAACAUCGGGCAUUCUUCGACAGCCGAAGACUCUGACGAAGCCACUAGCGACUCUUUUGGUUGAGGGCGGAAGUAAAGGCCGCGUCCCGCCGACCACACCCACAGGUUCUUCAUUCACGUGGAAGCGGCGUUCAGGAUGCUGCGCCGCGAGGCUCGCCUGCGCCGCGAAUACCUGUACCGAAAGGCCCGCGAGGACGCCCAGCGAUCUGCCCAGGAGAAGAAGGAGAAAGUUCGGCGAGCGCUCGAAGAAAACCGCCUGAUUCCCACUGAGUUACGCCGGGAGGCUUUGGCCUUACAGGGGUCCCUGGAGUUUGAUGAUGCCGGUGGUGAAGGUGUGACCAGUCAUGUAGAUGAUGAAUAUCGAUGGGCUGGGGUUGAGGACCCCAAGGUCAUGAUCACUACCUCCCGGGAUCCCAGUUCCCGCCUGAAGAUGUUUGCAAAGGAGCUAAAACUUGUGUUCCCGGGUGCUCAACGCAUGAAUCGAGGCCGACAUGAGGUGGGGGCACUAGUACGAGCCUGUAAAGCCAAUGGGGUCACCGACCUCCUGGUUGUCCAUGAGCACCGAGGCACACCUGUGGGGCUUAUCAUAAGCCACCUGCCAUUUGGCCCUACUGCAUACUUCACACUGUGCAAUGUGGUUAUGAGACAUGACAUCCCUGACCUGGACACUGUGUCAGAGGCCAAACCUCACCUCAUCACACAUGGCUUCACCUCUCGACUGGGCAAGCGGGUUUCGGACAUCCUCCGGUACCUGUUCCCUGUGCCCAAAGAUGACAGCCACCGGGUCAUCACCUUUGCAAACCAGGAUGAUUACAUCUCAUUCCGGCACCACAUUUACAAGAAGGUGGACCAUCGCAAUGUGGAGCUGACUGAGGUUGGGCCUCGAUUUGAGCUGAAGUUGUAUAUGAUUCGCCUGGGCACGCUGGAGCAGGAGGCCACAGCAGAUGUGGAGUGGCGCUGGCACCCUUAUACCAACACUGCACGCAAGAGAGUCUUCCUGAGCACCGAGUGAGCAAGCUCUCCAGUCAGGAUAUAGACUUGGAACCUGGGAGAGGGGUUUGUUCCAGACGGGCCCUUAAGAUCAGGUGUGGGACUAUGGUGGGCUGGAGGGUCCAAAAUAAACUUUGUAUCACACCUCCCGCCUAUCUCUGACUAGUCAGGAUGGGCAUGCUGUCAGGCUAAGCCUGAAAGGUAAAGCCCUUGGAAUCUCCUUGGGUAGGGGAUCUGAUGGUUGUUGGAUGGACUCAGGCUUUAUAUCAACAAGGGGGUUAACAUGAUCUUGUCUGGGUUGUUGGGUGUGGCUAUCUCCUUGGAAGUUGGGCUCUGUGAGUGCUAUAGAAUGGUAGCUGAGUAAGACAUUGUCACUGGUGACAAACUCCGUGUGAGCAUUGAACCUGACUUAGAGGGCCUAGGCUGGGCUCAGUGUUAAACAGGAUCCUCUCCCCUGCCCCAUUCAGGUGGGUGCAUCUUCCCUCCAUUGACUGGAAACAGUGAUACCAAUGGGCCACUUCCAGUUCUCCCAUGGGAAGGUUAUCAAGUGUCACAUGGGGAGGGUCAGUGCAGUGCUGGGAGGUAAGGUUUCCUCAUUGGCUUCUCCCAGUUUAUGAUCUCUCUGUGCCCCCAUUCCCUUUCUGUACCCAAGGGCCCUGAUUUUAAGCAGCCUUGUCAAGAUCCUGCAGAAUGCACUUGAGUUUAAUGGGAGGAGAGGAAUAACAAUAAGAAAUUUCUCAGGCAGGUGGGAGGAGGCCUGUGAGGAAAUAUGGGAAAUAUGUCAGGCAGAGCAGGACAAAAGAUGGGGGUGUGGUUCUUCAUGACUUUCCUAAAAGCUGAGUGAUGGGGUGAGGUAGCAGACACUAUCUGAAUGACUGUACCAAGGCCCUGACACAAAGUGAGAAAGGGGACCUCAGAAGUGGGGGUGCGGUACCAACUUAGGCCAGUGUUUGGGACAAGACUGAUGGGACCUUGAGGGACCCCUGCAGCUUAGCCUCACUUACAGAAUCCAAUUCCUUCUACCAGACCUCUGCCACUUUGCCACAGCUUCACUGCAUCCUGAGGAAUAUGUCAUUGAGUUUUGUCAGUUGUAGAGAUUGCAAAACACAUAGAAGAGUAGAAUAAUGUGUUGUCCUGUGUUCAUUUUCUUUGGCUGCCAUGACAAAAUACGACAAACCAGGUGGCUUAAACAACAGAAAAUUAUUCCCUCACAAUUCUGAAGGCCAAAGUCCAAGAUCAAAGUGUCAACUUCCUCCAAGACUCUAGCAGGGGUUCUAAGGGAAUGGCGGGGAUCCUUUACUUGUUCUUUAGCUUCUGGUGGUUGCCAAGCAAUCCUUGGCAUGUGGCUGCAUCACUUCAUUGUUAGCCAUCAUCUUCACAUGCUUUCUCCUUUUUCUUUGUCAAGUCUCUGUCUCUCUAAUAAGGACCUAUGUCAUGGGUUUAGAGGCCAAGGGAUGAUCUGGGUUAAUAUCUGCAUUUCAAGAUUCUACACUUAAUUACAUCUGCAAAGACUCUUUAAAAAUACAAUCAUAUUAACAGGUUCUAGGAAUUAGGAUGUGGGAUAUUUUUUGUGGUGCUGGCCACCAUGCUACCAUUGCAUGUCCCCAUAAUUCAUCUGUAAUGGUUUUCAACUUUGGACCCUUCCCUAGCCCACACCUAACAGCCAUCCCAGGUCUGUCCAAGGAUACCUCCUGCUGUGGCUCCAUCCACUCCAGUUUCCCCAAUACAAGGCAGGUUUUUUUCUCCUUCCCACAUUUUUUAUUGGUACAUUUUAAUUGUGCAUAAUAAUGGGAUUUUUUGUUAUAUAUUUCUGCAUGCACAUGGUAUAACAAUGCAAUUUGGCCAGUAUCACUUCCCAGCCCUUUCUUCCCUCCCUUCUUUCCCUACCACCCCCGGUUGCUUUUCCUCUACAUUUCCCUCUGAUUUUCAUGAGAUCUGCCCCCAUCUUUCUUCUCCUUUUUCCUGUCUUGCUUCCACAUCUGGGAGAAAACAUCCAACUCUUCAUUUUCUGAGUUUGGCUUAUUUCGCUUACAUGAUGGUCUCUAGUUCUGUCCAUUUUACUGCAAAUCACAUAAUUUUAUUUUUCUUUACAGUUGA
Molecule: messenger RNA, 3611 nt
Organism: Sciurus carolinensis (gray squirrel)
Lineage: Eukaryota; Metazoa; Chordata; Mammalia; Rodentia; Sciuridae
Gene: Imp4
Product: IMP U3 small nucleolar ribonucleoprotein 4
Exons: 9
Coding region: 661-1536 (291 amino acids)
Biological process (GO): rRNA processing
Cellular component (GO): nucleolus; small-subunit processome; Mpp10 complex
Molecular function (GO): rRNA primary transcript binding; snoRNA binding
Source: RefSeq, a predicted model, not a curated record